Molecule: messenger RNA, 1641 nt
Organism: Acanthosepion pharaonis
Lineage: Eukaryota; Metazoa; Mollusca; Cephalopoda; Sepiida; Sepiidae
Source: the annotation of a GenBank genome assembly
AUGUCAAAUUUGUUUUUACAAACAUCAUUUUUUCGCCUCUUAUAUCGUUUUUUCAUUUUUCAAAAUCUCAUCUCCUUUCUAAUUCUUUACCCCCUACCUAUUUCCUCACCUUCAACUUCUUUUUCCGCUCCUAUAUCUCCUCAUCCUUUUUCCUCUUUUCAAUUUGUCUUCGCUUUCUUCACUAAUUUAUUCUUCUUGCCUUUUUUUAUUUUUCUUCUUCCUUUCCCAUUUCUAAAUACCUUUUUCUUCCUUUUUAUUCUUUUAUUUUUCGUUUCUCCCCUUUCUACUUUUUCCUCAUCUUCCAUUUCAUUCUCUUCCCUAUUUAUUUUCCCUUCUUUUCGUCAUAGAGUCAAUAUUUUCUUUUUUCUUCUUCAGGUCUUCAUUCUCUCCCUAUCAUUUAAAAUACGUUUUCUUCUGUCUUCUUCACUUCCACUUAAUCUCCAUUUUCGCCAUCAUUUUUGUCCUUCUUCCUCUUUCUUCUCAUUCUUUAUUUCAUAUCCUAACAUUGACCUCAGUUUUUCUUUUUCAUAUUUUCGUCAUUAUUUUUAUUUCAUUCUCUUAUCUUCGUUCUCUGUUCCUUUUGCUAUCACUUUUUCUUUUUCUUCCCUUCCUAAUUCUGUUUCUAUCAUUCUCUUUAUUAUUUAUUUCAUCUACUCUUCAUCUUCCUCUCUGUAUCAUUAUCCUCACCUUUUUUCUUCUUCUUCAGUUCUUCUUAUCAUUCUUCCCAAUUUUUAUUCUUUUUUCUACACUUUAUCGCCAUAUCUUUUCUUUUACACUUCUUUUACUUUCCUAUUUUUAGUCUGCCUUUCUCUUAAUUCUUUCUUUUCUCCUUCCUUCCUUCUCUCAUCGCCCUCAUUCCUUGUCCUCUAUCCUCACCAUCUCUCUCUAACUCCUCCUCUCUCUCUCUUCUUUUUCCUUCUUUUUCAACUGUUCGCUGACAUUUGCUUUUUAUUCUUAACUUCUCCUCCAAAUCAACAUUUCCAUUUCACGGGGGUCACUCGCCUACUUUGUAUUCGCCAACCAUCCCACCGUACGCACAUACCAUUUUCCCAAAGGCUGCUUUACAAUAACAUUACCAUCACCUCUAGUUUACCUUUUUUACACAUAUGCUCGUACGCGUACACAAAAUCACGUCUGUCAGUUUCAAAUCUCUUAUUCUCUGUUAUUUUUUACCCUUAUCUCUACCUUGAUUCCUUCUUUCUUACUUGCCUCAUCAGCCACCGGAUCCACUUUAUCUUCCACCUCCACCAAAUUCCUCAUAUCUAUCCCUAUAUUAAUACAUCUUUCUGUGAUAUCAAUGUCUUUCUCUCAAAUUUCUAUUCUCUCCAUCUUGAGUUGAUUAGCCCCCACUUCAAACCUUAUCUAUUCUCUCUCUCUCCAUCUCCCUCCCUCCCAUCUCUCUCUCUCUUUCUCUCUCUCUCUCUCUCUUUCUCUCUCUCUCUCUCUCUCUCUCUCUCUUUUUUCCAGCUUCUGCUAGCUUCGAUAAAGAAGGAAAAUAGAAAACGCGUUUUUCGUUUGUUGCGUCUCUCAUUCUCUCUCUCACCCCCUCUCCCGCUCUCUCUCUCUUUCUCUCUCUCUCUCUCUCUCUCUCUCUCUCUCUCUCUCUCUCUCUCUUUCUAUCUUAAGGGUGCUUCUAAAUAA